AUGCUGCAGUACUUGAUGUACGCCGUGUUCUACUCGGUCUGGGUUGGAUCGCUUCUCUGCUUUUACCUCGCGCUCGGAGCCAUCGUCGUCACGGACCUUCGCUUCUACCUCAUCCCGUUCUUCGCCAUCUACUACAGCUACCGCUACUUCAUCUCGCCGCUUGCGCCGUGGCCGGCCGCCCAAGCCUUUGCGUACAAGAUGUUCAAGAAGCACCAGUAUUUUAGCGAGCAAAAGGUCGUGUUCGAAGACAACAUGGGUGCACCGGCCGCCGACUCGAAGGCGCUCCUCGCCUACCACCCCCACGGUGUUCUUAGCUGCGGCUGGACGACCAACGGCAUUGGCUGCGAGACGUUCGCGCCGUCCCAGAUCCAAUGGCUUGUGUCGGACGUGCUCUUCAACCUCCCGGUGAUGGGCGACAUGAUCUCGUGGGCGGGCUGCGGCCCCGCUGGCAAGGAAAACUUUUCCAAGCUUUGCGGCCAAGGCAGCAACAUCGCGCUCAUUCCUGGUGGCUACGAAGAGGCGACGACGUACAACUACGGCAAGCACCAAGUCUACUUGAAGAACCGCAAGGGCUUUAUCAAGCUCGCGCUCAAGCACGGCUACAAGGUCUACCCGGUUUAUACGUUUGGCGAAGAGCUCACGUAUACGACGGUCAACCAACUGCUCAAGUUCCGUCUCUGGCUCAACUCGUGGAAGAUUCCUGGCGUCGUUUUCCGCGGCAAGUGGUGGUGCUCCGUCCUGCCGCACGACGAGAACGCGCUCGUCACCGUCGUCGGCAAGCCGCUCGAGCUGCCGCUCAUCGAACACCCGACGUGGGAGCAGGUCGAGAAGCACCACGCCGAGUACAUGACCAAGCUCCAAGAGCUCUUUGACAAGCACAAGGGCGAGUACGCCAAGGACCCCAAGGCCACUUUGCACUUUUUGUAAUGACUCGAGUCGAAAUGCAAACAC
Molecule: messenger RNA, 951 nt
Organism: Saprolegnia parasitica CBS 223.65
Lineage: Eukaryota; Oomycota; Saprolegniomycetes; Saprolegniales; Saprolegniaceae
Exons: 3
Coding region: 1-927 (308 amino acids)
Biological process (GO): triglyceride biosynthetic process
Cellular component (GO): endoplasmic reticulum membrane
Molecular function (GO): diacylglycerol O-acyltransferase activity
Source: RefSeq, a predicted model, not a curated record